GAGCCAGAGCGAGGGAAAGAGAUCUGACUAAUUCUGAAUUCCUCCCUCAAGGUGCCCCCUGACCUUCUGAUGGACCAGGGUCAAAGUUCAGGUUCAGAGUUCGGGAGUGAAGAGGAUCAGAUUCAGCAGAUCAUCUACUCCGUUUUACGUCAAGGGAGCCAUGAAAGCGAGGGUGCCAUCAGACACAGAGUUCAAGUCAUCUGCGAUAAGAUAAAAGGCCUGAAGUCGAGCAGAUCUGACUCAGACGUGAAAGAGAAACUGGAGGAAAGUCUGGAUGAAAAUCUGCAGUUACAGGACAUGCUGGGAAGAAAGAAAACGGAGUUAGACCAAGCUCACUCUGAGUUGACUCAGUUGCGAAUGGACAGGGAGAAUGCGGAGUCUAGAGUCAGACAGCUAGAGGAUCAGCUGGCUGGAUUACAGGAUGAGCUGAGGAAAGAAACAGACAACCGUGCACAAGCUGACACACUGCACACGGAGUUGAAUGCGGUGCGCGGUGAGCUAGCUGAAGUUUUAACAGAGAGACAGCGGAUGGAGGACUCUCUGAGGCAGAGAGAGAGAGAACUGACGGCCCUGAAGGGGGCGCUGAAGGACGAGGUGUCCUCUCACGACAGAGAGGUAGAGACGCUCCGAGAACAGUACAGACAAGACAUGGAGAAACUCAGAUCCAGCAUGGAGCAGGUCUCACAGUCUCAGGCCACUAUCGAGGCGGAGCGACAGCGUGUCAAUGCCAGUGUGCGGACUCUACAGCAGCAGCUGGAUGAGAGCAGAGAGGAGGGAGGGCACUGGAGAGAGCAGUUUCAGUCCACCAGAGACGAACUCCGCAAGACUAAACAAGAGCUGCUCCAGACCCGUCUAGAGAAAGACGAGUUUGAGGAAGAACUGAAAGAGUUGCAGGAGAGAGUUACCACCAUGAAACAACAGAUGCCAGACCCUAAAGCAACAGAUGCACUCAACAAGGAGCUGGAGUGUUGCCGUGCCGACCUCAAACAGGCCCAAGCGGAAGCGGAGAAACUGAAAACGGAUCUCGACAAGAAGGUGAUGGAGAUAGUUACCCUUAGAAGGGCCAAUCAGGAGCAAGAGGCGGAACAAAAGUACGAGAUAGACAGACUGAAGGACCAGUCACGGAGAGAUAAAGAGGAACUGGAGAAGGCACAUGAGAGGGCCAAGCAGCUUGCCGAGCCCUCAUUGGUGGAGGCUUUACGUAGCGAGUUGAGUGACGCAAGAGGGGAGGCAGAGCGUCUGCGCAGUCAGCUGCUUAAAGCAGAGGAGGAGCUGCAGACAGAGAGGGACAGACUGAGCUCUGCGCAGUCACACUCAAACUCUCUGAAACACCAAAGCGAUGAGCUCGAGGACACGAACGCACGCCUUAAAGACAAAAUCACACGUCUGGAGUCUCAGCUGCAGGAGCGUAUGUCUCAGAGUUCGGAGACGGAGCAGGAGCUGCAGGAGGAGAGCAGGAAACUGAGGAGAGAACUGGAGGAGGUCAAACGCAGCAGCUCCAGACUGAACCUGGAGAAAGAUGAACUGGCCCACACCCUGGAGGAGAGCGAGAGGGAGAAAGACACGCUCCGCAAGGAGAACACGCAACUGGACGAGCAGCGGAGACAGCUGGAGAGAACACUGGAGAAACUCAACAGGGAGAUGGAGCAGGCGACGGCGGAGUCGCGUCAGAACGCCCAGGCCCUGCAGGCCCAGCUGGAUGAACAGAGAGAGAAACUGAGGAGAGAGCAGCAGGACGCCCAGAGAAACAACAAAGAGAGACUCACCGAACUGGAGAAGGCACAGAGCAGCGUCCGCUCCGUACAGGAGGAGUUGUCCCGCGUGAAGAAGGAGCUGCUGACGUGCCAGGAAGACAAAGACAACGCCGUCCUGGACAAAGAGCUGAUGACCAACCGCCUCAAACACCUGGAGGAGGAACUGGAGAGUCAGCGCACAGCACACGGCAACUGCUCUAGAGAAAUUCGCAGCUUAGAGGACAAAGUGAAGCACUUACAGCUGGAGUUGGAGGAGGAGAAGAGCAGCGUGGAGAUGAUGAGCGAGCGGAUCACACGAAGCAGAGACCAGAUAGAGCAGAUGCGCUCAGAGCUGAUGCAGGAAAGAUCCUCCAAACAAGACCUGGAGCUUGACAAGAAUGCCCUGGAGAGACAGUUGAAGGAUUAUAAGUCUCGUGUUGCUGAGAUGGAGAGUCAACCUCGUUCAUCAGUCGGGGUUUCUCAGCUAGAGAAUAAAAUACAAGAACUGGAAGAGAGACUGCGCUCUGAGGAGAGGGAGAAGAAUUCAGUUGUUUCCUCUCAGCGUCGUUUGGAGAGAAAACUGAAAGAACUCAAUAUCACUCUGGAUGAGGAGAGACAACAGCACUCUGAACAGAGAGAUCAGCUGGCUCUGCGUGUGAAGGCGCUGAAGCGGCAGGUGGAUGAGGGUGAGGCAGAGAUGGAGCGGUUGGAUGGAUUGAGGAGAAAAGCCGUCAGAGAUUUAGAAGACCAAAUGGAACAGAGAGAGACUCUACAGAGCAGAAUCACAGCACUGGAGAACGAACUCAAGAGGAAGAGCGAACAGGCUCGACGGCAAGCGCUGGAGUCUUCGGUCCUGAGUUCCGACGACGAUGACGACGAUUACCUGAGGAAGACUCAAAAGACCCGCCGGCCGGUGACCAACUUCUCAGCCCUGAGUUCUGAUGACGACGACGACGAAGGCCUGUACGACUCCACCAGCAUCACCUCAAUCCUGACGGAGGGCAACCUGCAGACCAGCUCCUGCUAGAGAGAGAGAGAGAGAGAGAGAGAGAGAGAGAGAGAAAGAGAAAGAGAGAGAGAGAGAAGGGGUGAUUCACGGGGUGAAGGGAACUAAAGGGAAAAGUAGAGAGAGCAGAUUGCGUGCCGCAUGUCACACAGGGGGGGUCAAAACACUACACAACGUUGAUUGGGGAAGGAAUCUUUAGCCUUUCGCGAAAGACGGAAGCUCACCUUCGUAGAUAAAAGUAGAAAGGAACGAGGUUGAAACAGCUCAGUUUUGGCUGGAACGUUGAAAGAAGAACUGGAAUAAAUCUGAACGCUGCCCCCUUCACACCACAUCAGGUACAGAUUUGGAGAGAAACAAAAAAAAAAAAAACAACUCUUGACCGGAACAGAUUAAAAUAUGACAUGAAGUGGACGGGUGCUGUAAGCUUUAUGAGGUCAGAGAAACAAAGCACCGGGUUAUCUGUGCUAUAGAUAAGAGCACAUUGCGUAGCAACGAUAAAACAGUGAAGUGGAUCAGCUGGAAAAAAAAAACACCUCCUUUCUCACAGCCUACAGAUAAUCCAACUUGUGUAUUAAGACACGGGGAGCACUGAAUAUCUGGCACUGUACUGAUAAGGGGCCUGAAAACCCCAUUUGACGCAAAGGCGGCGGAACAUUACUGCCUGCCGACAUUUGACUUAGAUUUCAACUUCAGCGGAAGGAGUGACGUGUGUUAAAUGGCAAAGGAGAGAGGGACAGUGAAAAAGUUAAAGAGGUAAAAAAAAAAUUAAAAAAUCAUGAGACUCGCUGAGCGACAGUAAUUAAUGUGGAUUUUAUCUGAAUCGUAUGUUUGUAAUACUCAAAUAGACAGAUUAACAAUUGUCCCAUUAACACAGUAUGUUGUGGUACUGCCGUUUUUAAUGCACUGUAAAGAAUAAUUAAUAACUCGUAAUAGCCAAACAAAGAGUUUCAGCUGCACUGCCCGAGAUAUCACGAAAUUGUUGAGGAAUGUUUGUUUCCUAGGUUACCCGGGCAGUUCUGUAAACCUGUUCUAUAGAAUCUCUGUCGCAGUCUAUAGGACCUCUCAGAUUCCAUUAAUCCUCUCACAAGCAUUACGUAUGUGCGUGUGUGUGUGCCAAGCCUAUUCUCAACUCAGUCUUUGUGUGUUUGCGUGUGUGUGUAUGUAGUUCUCUUCCACCCGGCCCAGCGAAACGACACACUUCUGCUUCAGGCGGGCGCGAUCACUUUUUCUCUAGGAAAACUGCGACGCCUUUUGAGAAGAGACUAUUCAAUGUCUAAAUGAAAUCAACGCAUAUUUUUGUCAUUGUUGCUGUUAUUUAACCCCCGGAUGACAGAACUGACGUGUAGCACUCGUUUUUUUUGUUUGUUUGUUUGUUUGUUUGUUUGUUUUUAAUGAAAACACGUAUGGCCAACAGUAUGUUUGCAGUGGUACAAAGAACAAAGCAACUUUGUAAAAUAAGAUGUAUUUUUGUAUCUUAGACAUGAAUUUUUUCCUACAUUGACUUAAAAAAAGAGAAACUAUAUUACAGCAACUAUUUUUCCCACUAAAGGUUUAACACAACACAGUGAAACCGUAGCGAUACAUACAUCCCAUACGC
Chanos chanos (milkfish) is the source of this 4336-nucleotide messenger RNA. RefSeq names its product cingulin. Gene Ontology annotation, cellular component: myosin complex; bicellular tight junction. The transcript has 19 exons. The record is from RefSeq and is a predicted model, not a curated record. NCBI's taxonomy places the organism in Eukaryota, Metazoa, Chordata, Actinopteri, Gonorynchiformes, Chanidae. Gene Ontology annotation, molecular function: microtubule binding. Gene Ontology annotation, biological process: microtubule cytoskeleton organization. Bases 70 to 2760 code for a protein of 896 amino acids.